AUGUACAAUUUAACCACUUCUUUUCCUUUUCCUUUGAAUCCUCCUAAGGAAUUAAAUAUGACACCUGUGCAUACUGACUCCAGAGACACGGCCAACUUCUCUUUGCAAAAUCUUACAAUUGCUUUUGGAAACUGCACUGAUGAAGGUGGCUCUUUCCAGAAUGUCUAUUUGUCCUUAAUUUAUACCGUUCUCUUCCUGGUGUGCUUUCCAGGGAACAUUUUUGUGAUUUCUGUAUAUGUCUUCAAAAUGAAACCUUGGAAAAGCAGCACUAUUAUUAUGUUAAACCUGGCCAUUACUGACCUGCUGUACGUCUCUUGCCUUCCCUUCUUGAUCCAUUAUGCCAUCAAUGGAGAAAACUGGAUCUUUGGAAACUUCAUGUGCAAGUUCAUCCGAUUCAACUUCUACUUCAACACGUACAGCAGCAUCCUCUUCCUCACCUGUUUUAGCCUCUUCCGUUUUGUUGUCAUCAUCUAUCCCAUGAGUUGCUUUUCCAUUCAGAAGCGGAGGUGGGCCAUUGUGGCUUGCAUUGUGGUCUGGGUCCUUUCGCUAUUGGCUGUCAGCCCAAUGAUUUACCUGAUCACAACAAAACAAAUCUCUAAUCGACUGAUCUGCACGGACCUGACAAAUUCUGAACCCCUGAACUCUGCAAGGUGGUUUAAUUGGAUCCUAACCAUAUUUGGCUUCUUCUUGCCUUUAGUAGCUGUGACUCUUUGCUACGCUGUGAUUAUCUACACAUUGGCCCAAGGGCCCAGCACAGGCACCACUCACAAGCAAAAAGCCCGUAUGCUAGCCAUUGUCCUUCUGGCUGUCUUUUAUGUGUGUUUCUUGCCUUUUCACAUAUUUCGAGGACUUCGUAUUGAGUUAAAGCUACACCCUGUAGACUGCAGCACAAUGAAGCAGGUCCGAGACAUGUUUGCUGUGACCAGAUCCUUAGCUUCAUUAAAUACCUUUGGCAAUUUAAUCCUUUAUGUUUUGCUUGGAGAUAAUUUCCAGCAGGCUUUUCUUUCAAUCUGUAAAAUGUUCAUAAAAUCACAUAAAAAAUAG
Messenger RNA from Sceloporus undulatus (fence lizard), 1044 nucleotides. RefSeq names its product 2-oxoglutarate receptor 1-like. Gene Ontology annotation, biological process: G protein-coupled receptor signaling pathway. Gene Ontology annotation, molecular function: G protein-coupled receptor activity. Gene Ontology annotation, cellular component: plasma membrane. The coding region runs from base 1 to 1044 and encodes 347 amino acids. The record is from RefSeq and is a predicted model, not a curated record. The transcript has a single exon. NCBI's taxonomy places the organism in Eukaryota, Metazoa, Chordata, Lepidosauria, Squamata, Phrynosomatidae.